This is a messenger RNA of Aquila chrysaetos chrysaetos, 2064 nucleotides long. It is a transcript of the gene SERPINC1, whose product is annotated as serpin family C member 1. Gene Ontology annotation, biological process: regulation of blood coagulation. Lineage: Eukaryota; Metazoa; Chordata; Aves; Accipitriformes; Accipitridae. The record is from RefSeq and is a predicted model, not a curated record. The coding region runs from base 218 to 1684 and encodes 488 amino acids. Gene Ontology annotation, molecular function: serine-type endopeptidase inhibitor activity. The transcript has 8 exons.
CUUCUGCAGCUGGUCAUCAGCCUUUGGCCUCAGCAUCCUACCCCCCUCUCACCCUCCCCUGCUUUCAUCUCAGCUCUGCUUGAGCACAGAAAUCCAGUAGGGAGGCUGCUUUGGACUGGUUUGGGUUCAAGCAAGACUGCCCUUUUGUCUUAACGAUUUGCAUUUGCAUCCUAAAAGCAGAAGGCUGGAGGUACAAGGGCAGGAUUAAAGAUGCUCAAUGCAUGGAGGGACCUACUUCCCUGAAGACCUCUUCCUUACCACCUCUCUUCUCUGCUAUAGUGUUUCCUGCAUCAGUACCUUAAAUAGCGUAAAGCUGAGGACAAUGCAUCUUUUUGUGGUGUGUCUCUUCAGUGUCUGGGGUCUGGCUGCCCCUGAGCGCUACGUCGUGGAAGACGUCUGCACUGCAAAGCCACGUGACAUCCCGGUGAAUCCCAUCUGCAUCUAUCGCAACCCCGAGAAGAAGCCCCAGGAGGGCGAGGGGCAAGAGCCAGGGAAGGGCAAGCUCCCAGAGUCUACUAACCCCCGGGUCUGGGAGCUGUCGAAGGCCAAUUCUCGCUUUGCUGUUGUCUUCUACAAGUACCUGGCUGACUCUAAGGACAAUGGGGAAAACAUCUUCAUGUCACCCCUCAGCAUUUCUACAGCCUUCGCCAUGACCAAGCUCGGAGCUUGUGGUAGCACCCUCCAGCAGCUCAUGGAGGUCUUUCGAUUUGACACCAUUUCGGAAAAGACAUCGGAUCAGAUCCACUUCUUCUUUGCCAAGCUGAACUGCCGGCUUUACAAGAAAGCCAACAAAUCCUCAGAGCUGGUAUCAGCCAACCGCCUCUUCGGGGAGAAAUCUUUGGUCUUUAAUGAGACUUACCAGAACAUUAGUGAAAUAGUUUAUGGAGCGAAACUCUGGCCCUUGAACUUCAAAGAGAAGCCAGAAUUUUCCAGGAAGAUCAUUAAUGAGUGGGUAGCUAACAAGACAGAGAAGCGCAUUACAGAAGUGAUCCCAGAAAGAGGUAUUGAUGAUCUCACUGUCUUGGUCCUGGUCAACACCAUUUAUUUUAAGGGGCACUGGAAAUCGCAGUUCCCAGCUCCAAACACAAAACUGGAUUUAUUUCAUAAAGCCAAUGGUGACACCUGCAAAGUCCCAAUUAUGUACCAGGAGUCCAAAUUCCACCACGCAUCCAUCCCCCAGGACAAAGUCCAGGUGCUGGAGCUGCCUUACAAAGGGGACGAUAUCACAAUGGUACUGGUCCUGCCCAAUGCUGGGACGCCGUUGGUGGAGGUGGAGCGAGACCUGACAUCGGAGAAGCUGCAGGACUGGAUAGAUUCCAUGAUGGAGGUAUCUCUCUUUGUCUACCUCCCUCGCUUCCGCGUCGAGGACAGCUUCAGUGUCAAGGAGAAGCUGAGAAAAAUGGGGCUGGAAGAUCUCUUCAGUCCAGAAAAUGCCAGACUCCCAGGUAUCAUUGCAGAGGGUCGUACAGACCUGUAUGUAUCUGAGGCUUUCCACAAAGCCUUCCUUGAGGUGAAUGAAGAAGGCAGCGAGGCAUCAGCUGCUACAGCUGUCACCGUCUCUGGCCGUUCCUUCCCCAUGAACAGAAUUAUCUUCAAUGCCAACAGGCCCUUCCUGCUUUUCAUCCGGGAAGCCUCCCUCAACACCAUUAUCUUCAUGGGCAGAAUAGCCGACCCUUGCUCCUAAAGGGGCUCUCAGGGCCUCGCCUCUCUCUUCUCUGCCUCUGGAAAAGGGGCAGUAGGGUAUUGCCAUGAAGCCCGGGCUGCUCCUGGGGUGGUUGGUCUUACUGUUUGGUGCAAGCUGCAGGGAGGGACUGUAUCCAGCUGGGCUGUAACCGCUCCUCCUUGCUGUGUCAGGUGAGGUGGCUCAGAGGGCACUUCACCUGCUCCAUCCUUCAUUCAAAGGGAAGCUGAAUUUUUUCUGGCACCAGUAUUUUUGAGGCACCCAAACCUGAGUCCAGCAUUGCUGUCAUUCUUGUAUCCAACCCUCCUCCCUUUCAGGCCUCAAACUGUAACUCUGAUCCCCUGGUUCAUUAAAAACCUAUAGAUCUGUAUGUAACAAACUGA